AUGACUCCCCCAAAGCGGGUUGUUGAGAGCGGCCCUUCUGCCCUCAAUGAGGUAGCGACCCGAGAACACACCAUCACCAUUCACAAGCACAUUCAUGGAGUGAGCUUCAAGAAGCAUGCUUCUCAGGCACUCAGAGAAAUCCAGAAAUAUUCCAUGAAGGAAAUUGGGCCUCCAGAUGUGCAUAUUGAUAUCAAGCUCAAUAAAGUUGCCUCGACCAGAGGAAUUACACAUGUUACCUAUUCAAGUAUUCAAGUACGUUUGUUCAGAAACCGUAAUGAGGAUGAGGACUCUCCCAACAAGCUCUACACGUUGGUAACAUACUUGUCUGUUACCACAUUCGAAACUCCACAGAGAGUCAAUGUGGGUGAGAACUAA
Molecule: messenger RNA, 375 nt
Organism: Alexandromys fortis (reed vole)
Lineage: Eukaryota; Metazoa; Chordata; Mammalia; Rodentia; Cricetidae
Product: 60S ribosomal protein L31-like
Exons: 1
Coding region: 1-375 (124 amino acids)
Biological process (GO): cytoplasmic translation
Cellular component (GO): ribosome; cytosolic large ribosomal subunit
Molecular function (GO): structural constituent of ribosome
Source: RefSeq, a predicted model, not a curated record